This is a messenger RNA of Pseudovirgaria hyperparasitica, 1938 nucleotides long. RefSeq lists its product as uncharacterized. Bases 163 to 1938 code for a protein of 591 amino acids. NCBI's taxonomy places the organism in Eukaryota, Fungi, Ascomycota, Dothideomycetes, Acrospermales, Acrospermaceae. The transcript is spliced from 2 exons. The record is from RefSeq and is a predicted model, not a curated record.
CUGCUGUUCAAACUGGCUACCCUCACCCCUUAUGAGGAAGUGCCCAUAGAACAGAAAAACGAACAAUAAAAUUGAUACGUAAGUAUUUUGCACACUAUGUUAUUUUGUGAACAUCGUCUAUUCUUCACAGGGCUUAUCUAGCGUCGGGCAAUUAUUGUUCACAUGUGCCUUCACCACGAUGUCAAAACAACAGGUCUCGCGUCACCACGGUAUUCACCGAACGCCAAACCUUUCCGCCGCCCCACCUCGUCUUAUAGCUCGAUUUCUCUGUCUCUCUUCUCACUGAGUUUGCUGUCACGCGUUCAAGAAAAUUUCAUCCGCUACAGUCUCUAUCACUGGCUUCUUGACCUGUCAAGUAUCCAUCAUCGCUCACCUGAUCGUCUCUUGCAUCUCAUCAGCUAUCAAGCAGUGAUUGUCUAUUCUUACUUAUACCUCCCACGCCACCGAAGUAUACAAAUAAAGAUGUCGUCCGUAAGAAGCGGAUCCCCAAGCAGGGCCUACGAAGACACUGCCAACUAUAAGCAGCGUCAAAGAGAAGCAGAGCAGAUCGAAUUCGUCCACCGCCCCCUGAAACACCCAAUCCCUGGGUGUAAGGUAACCGCGCUCGAAGCAUGCAUCGGACAAGAUCAUCUAGUCCAACAUCCACGUCCGUCAGAACGUGUGCGCCUCGAAAGCGCUUACAAAGUGGUCACCGACCACAUAAACUCGAUCUUCACUGGCCCGCUGCCUAAAUUCGCGGUCUCCCAAGGCAGUGGCCUGCAGUCUGCUGCUAGGACCUGUGAGGAUAUGGACCUGGAGCAGUUCCAACGGACAGUCCUGUUCCUGCAGGCUGUCAAUAAUGGCAAGCUCGAUAUACAGAUCAACAUCACCGAUCGUAGCCAGCAGGACAAUAGCAGGGCUCCAGCACCUGUGAGCGCGAGAACUGCGAUUGCCAACGGCAAUAAAAGCGGAUCUGGAGCUGCUGGCAGCUCCGAAACAGGACCGACUCUGAGCGCGAACAUACGCCUUCGUGAUGGUGCAAGGUCCCUGGAAGCAGGCCACAACCUCCCGAUUCCGGAGAGUGCGCUUGGAGUACCUUUCAGAGAGUCCAACGCAGCACGCCGUGCUGGUACUGCUCGUGAGGAGCAUGAUCCCCUUGCUCCCAGAGCUAGAAAACCUCGUACCCAGCAGCCAGCAGUCUCGGCCGGUCAGACAAGUGCUAUUAGAGACAUUUUAGGCGACCCAAGAAUUGUGAGACUUUGCGAGCUGCCCAUGUCCAAAGCAAACAGCACUAACGUAGCUCGACAGGGUAUCGCCAAAACAGGAGCCGCCAUAAUGAAGAGUGCGAAGCGUGCUCGCAUGGAUCUGGAUGAUGCAGCAUCCGAGGACGAAGCCGCGUCCUCAGCAAACACACGUCCGCCGCCUGCCGCCACCACUUUCACCACCAACAGCAAGCGCCGCAAGCUGAGUUCGCCGGCGCCAGCACCACGAAAAUCCCAUAGCCAACAGCCCGUCGCGCGCCACAGUCCGCCUCAAGCAACCGCAGACGCCACUACCCAGCAGCCGUCGACGCAGUCGACACCACCUGCUGGGAAGUCCAGCAAGACUUCCGGGUGGGUGCUACAAGUAGUCACCACACCUCCAUCCAAGACCGAGAUGGAGGACAAGAUCACCCAGGCGGUCCUGGACGUUACGGAAGUGGGUGGUCGGCCCCUCAGGGCACGGGCAGGAAGAUCAGGUACUUCAGCCUCUCUAACUAUGAGAAGUACAACAGCUAAAACGACGGAGGCACGGCUGCCUAGGCGUGCGAAUACGGUGUUUGGGCAGAAGGCGAGAGAGCAACGGGCUGCAAGGCAGAGGGCGUUUUGGGAAGCGGAGAGGAAAGAGAGGCUAUCUCGGGUGAGAGGGAAAGAUGGGCAGGAACAGGCCGAUGAGGUUAAUAGGAAUGAGAAAGAGUAA